This is a messenger RNA of Mesocricetus auratus (golden hamster), 531 nucleotides long. RefSeq names its product ribosomal protein L31 (gene Rpl31). Gene Ontology annotation, molecular function: structural constituent of ribosome. Bases 120 to 497 code for a protein of 125 amino acids. The record is from RefSeq and is a predicted model, not a curated record. Gene Ontology annotation, biological process: cytoplasmic translation. The transcript has 5 exons. Gene Ontology annotation, cellular component: ribosome; cytosolic large ribosomal subunit. Lineage: Eukaryota; Metazoa; Chordata; Mammalia; Rodentia; Cricetidae.
CCCAUCUUCCCUCGCCCCACUUCCUCCUCCCCGCCUCCCGACCCGGAAGUUCUAGUUGUGACCCGGCUUUCCUUCCCACAAUCCCUCACGCCCUUCCUUUCCAACUUGGGCCCGGCAGAAUGGCUCCCGCAAAGAAGGGUGGCGAGAAGAAGAAGGGCCGUUCUGCCAUCAAUGAGGUGGUGACCCGGGAGUACACCAUCAACAUCCACAAGCGCAUCCAUGGCGUGGGCUUCAAGAAGCGUGCUCCUCGGGCACUCAAAGAAAUCCGGAAAUUUGCCAUGAAAGAGAUGGGAACUCCAGAUGUGCGCAUUGAUACCAGGCUCAAUAAAGCAGUCUGGGCCAAAGGAAUAAGGAAUGUUCCAUACCGUAUCCGUGUACGAUUGUCCAGAAAACGUAACGAGGAUGAGGACUCACCAAACAAGUUGUACACAUUGGUAACCUACGUGCCUGUUACCACAUUCAAAAAUCUACAGACAGUCAAUGUGGAUGAGAACUAACCUGCUGAAUGUCAAAUAAAGUUGGAGAACUGCC